Molecule: messenger RNA, 1132 nt
Organism: Labeo rohita (rohu)
Lineage: Eukaryota; Metazoa; Chordata; Actinopteri; Cypriniformes; Cyprinidae
Gene: med21
Product: mediator complex subunit 21
Exons: 4
Coding region: 81-518 (145 amino acids)
Biological process (GO): regulation of transcription by RNA polymerase II
Cellular component (GO): mediator complex
Molecular function (GO): transcription coregulator activity
Source: RefSeq, a predicted model, not a curated record
CGCAGGCGCAACUGUAUGGCGUCACGUGAUCUCGCUUUGAACGCGCUCGGCGGAAACGGAAAAGGCGAAGAGGAGCCAACAUGGCGGACAGGCUAACGCAGCUUCAGGAUGCUGUUAACUCACUCGCUGAUCAGUUCUGUAAUGCGAUUGGAGUCCUGCAGCAGUGCGCACCACCUGCCUCCUUCAGCAACAUCCAGACUGCCAUCAACAAAGACCAGCCCUCCAACCCCACAGAAGAAUACGCUCAACUGUUUGCAGCAUUGAUAGCAAGAACAGCAAAAGAUGUUGACGUGCUGAUUGACUCUCUGCCCAGUGAAGAAUCUACUGCCGCACUGCAGGCUGCGAGUCUAAGGCAGUUGGAAGAGGAGAACCAGGAAGCUGCGAACCGUCUGGAGGAAGUGGUUUACAGAGGAGACAUGUUGCUGGAGAAGAUCCAGUCAGCUCUAGCAGACAUCGCCCAAUCACAGCUGCGCACACGCAGCGGAGCCCCGAGUCAGUCGACACCACCAGAGUCAUGACAGCGACUGACCCCAAGCAAACAUGGACUAUGUCGUCUGUACACAGCAGGGAUUUUAUACUCAUACUUCAUGGAUCACAAGAGAGCUUGUGUUAAAUGUACAGUUUGUUUCUGGACUGAAGAAUGAUUCUGAUUUCAUUCUGUAAGUGCCCACUCUUUCCCAUCGCAUGUCUUGAGUAUAUGACCUCUGACGUCACUUUCUACCUGAUAACCGUAAAUGUUCAGCAUCCAUCAGCCUUUUUCAAACAGUCACCAUCUGGGUAAGUUGGUUUUUGUAUAUUUAAUGAUAUUUUUUUCGUGCCAGCAUCAUGCGGUGUUCAUUUUAUUUUAAAAGAAAUUUUGUUUAACAAAUAAAAAAAAAUUGUAUGAAGUGUUUGUUAUUCUUUGCAAAUUGAAUUAUGAAUAUGGUAAUUUGUCUCAUGCAAUGCCAUUGUCAAGAGACUCUGUUCUUUAACAGAUUUAUUCAAAUAACAGAUCUAAAACCUGUUCGUUUUAUUCUUUUGUUUCCAUCGCUUCAUUUAUUUAACUAAAAUUUUAAAACAGGAAAUGUUGCAAUUGCAAUAAAAUGUUUAAUGUGAAUUAUGCUAUCCAAAAAAAUUUUACAUAUGACCUUAA